AUGAAUGCCGGACCCUCUAAAAGAAACAUAAGAAUUGAAAGAAAGAAGCCAGAGAUACUGAAGAAGCGUCCAGCACCAGAAGUUCCCAAGCGCCCUAAACCAGAAAUUCCAAAACGUCCGAAACUCCGUGUACCCGAAAUUCCAGAAACCCAAAAACUAACUGCACAUCCAUCCAAAAAUUUAAUCCGAUCACAGUCAAGCAUUGGUGCUCUUCUGCACAAAGAAGAGCUAAAGAAGAAUAUAGAAAGAUUUCAGAAAGGUGGCAACAUAAGAGAAACUGCUCCGAAAGAAGAAAUUGUUCGCAGCACUUCUUCAUUCCGUUCAGCGCGAACCUUCUGGGAAGAAAAUCAGAAGAAGUAG
Messenger RNA from Oikopleura dioica, 360 nucleotides. NCBI's taxonomy places the organism in Eukaryota, Metazoa, Chordata, Appendicularia, Copelata, Oikopleuridae. The record is from the annotation of a GenBank genome assembly.